AAUGACAUGAAUUUCUAUAUAUAAGUAGUUAUUAUUAGGUAAUUACUGUGCUGAAAGUAUUAAAAUGCUAUACACGAUUUUUCCUAUAGUCUUCAUAAUUCCUGCGUUAGUAGCGGUGGAUUUAGUGGUUGAUAUUGACAAUGGUAAAAUUGAAGGUCACUUACGAAACAGCCCGAAUAAAGUAGCCUUUAGAGCGUUCCAAGGAAUCCCAUUUGCUAAACCACCAUUAGGUGAUUUAAGAUUUCAGGCUCCUGUUCCUGCAGAAAACUGGACUGGAAUUUUAGAAACAAAAAAAGAUGGCUAUCGAUGUUUUUCAGUUGCUAAAGAUACUGAUGAUGAAAAUGAAGACUGUCUUUAUAUCAAUGUAUAUACGCCAAUCUUAACUCAAGCCAACACUACCCUUCUUCCGGUAAUGGCAUAUAUAUACGGAGGUGGUUUUACAACCGGUGCUUCAAAUUACGACUUUUACGGUCCAGAUUAUUUGAUAGAACAAGAUGUUAUUGUAGUCACUUCAAAUUAUCGAGUAGGUCCUUUUGGCUUUCUUUCUACCGCAGAUGAAAUAAUUCCUGGAAACACUGGACUUAAAGAUCAGUUGCUGGCAUUAAAAUGGGUACAACGAAAUAUUCGUAUGUUUGGUGGAGAUCCUAAUAAAGUAAUUAUUUUUGGACAAAGUGCUGGCGCAGCAUCAGUUGGACUCCAUAUUUUGAGUAAACAAUCAGCAGGUCUAUUUAGAGGAGGAAUUUCUGAAAGCGGUUCAGGUAUCAGUAAUUGGGCGUAUUUGCCAGAUCCAACACCAUACGGUUAUGAACUGGCUUCUCUCAUAGACAAAAAUAUUAACAUUACAACAAGUUCAGAACUUCUCAAAUAUCUGCAAAGUGUCCCUGCCAAAGCAAUAGAUAUUGCUUCGACAAAAACUACGAUAAUAACAAAACCACGUCCAGUCAUUGAAGUUGAACAUGAUGGUGCCUUUUUGACUAAAAACUUAUACGAAAGUCUAAAAAACGGAGAAAUCAAUAGGGUUCCUCUAUUAAUUGGUGCAAACUCAGAAGAGGAUAUUUCUCUUGCCUUAGAUAUGGAAUCAUUGAAAUCAAGGGCAGCUGCAUAUGACCAAAAUUUGAAAAAAUUGGUACUUCAAAAUAUGAAUAUAGUGAAUGAUUCAAAACUACAGGAGCUCGGACAAAUCAUCAAAGGAUUUUACCUCAAUUCUAAUGAAAGUUUUCAAGAUAAUUUGGGCCUGGCUGUAGCGUAUAAUUCUGAGACUCAAUUCUUCAAUCCUUGUGUCAGACAUGCAGAUUUACAAUCACAAUACACAGACGUUUAUCUUUAUAAAUUUUCUUAUGCGGGAGUAAUGGGAAAAAAUAAUAACAUAACUUUACCAGGUGCUGAAAAAGUCGCACAUGUAGAAGAAAUGAACUAUAUAUUCAAAAUAAAUGCAGAUGGUUACGAUAAUUCCGAUUUAACUCAAUUUCCUGAAAACGAUGUGACUACUCAUAACCGAAUGAUAAAACUUUGGACCAACUUCGCAAAAUAUUUAAAUCCAACACCUGAAGCGGAUAGUCUCUUAGAAAAUAUAGUUUGGCCUAAAGUAGAUCCGUCGAACAUACACUAUAUGAAUAUAGAUACUCACCUCACAGUUGAGAGCAAUAUAAAACACGGAAGAUAUAUAUUGUGGAGAGAUUUGUUCGAAAAAGAAGCCAUAUCGCCUGUGGUAUUCUAAAUAUGUUCCAAUUAUAUCUCAACAAAUUAUAAAUACCGGUAGUAAAUUUGAAAUCAAUAUAUAUUUUAAAAUA
Diorhabda carinulata is the source of this 1790-nucleotide messenger RNA. RefSeq names its product juvenile hormone esterase-like. NCBI's taxonomy places the organism in Eukaryota, Metazoa, Arthropoda, Insecta, Coleoptera, Chrysomelidae. The record is from RefSeq and is a predicted model, not a curated record. Bases 65 to 1717 code for a protein of 550 amino acids. Gene Ontology annotation, molecular function: cholinesterase activity. The transcript has 10 exons.